This is a messenger RNA of Blepharisma stoltei, 1106 nucleotides long. The record is from the annotation of a GenBank genome assembly. NCBI's taxonomy places the organism in Eukaryota, Ciliophora, Heterotrichea, Heterotrichida, Blepharismidae.
AUGAAUGACAUAGAAAUUGUAGUAGAAAAUGAAAUUCAUACUCCAUGCAAUUCGAGGGAUGAAAAAGAAGAAAUUGACGAGGCUGAGAUGACUACAGAAAUAGCAAUGGAUUCCAACACAACAAAAUUUAAUGAUGUGCCAACAGCAGAUAUAUCGCACACAGAUACGGUUAAUACUGAUGUUUUCUGAAGACUUACUCGAGGUUUUAGUAUUCGCCCAAGGUUUGACUCUGCCACGUUGAACUCAGCUCUUGGGAGAAAAAUUGUAAACCUUUAAUGUAGCAAGAGAUAAAGGUAACUCCUAUAGAAGUUUAUGAAAUUGAACUCUAUGAUAUUUGCAGAAGAUUCUACAAGCAAGAAUCCAGACAUAAAAUAUCAAAUAAAUGCAUUCUCUAUGUACAUCAUAUCUAUAGAUUAAAAUCUCAAGAAAUUGAAUUAAACGAAGAUGAUUCUAGAGUUACUAAUCAAAGCUUAGAAAAUUUAAUGAGCUGCCAUCCAAGAUAUUGAGGAGAUUAUAGCUUUUAUAAAGAAACUCUUGCUUUAGUUUCUAUACUUGCUGUCAAAUGAAAAAUAGUAACCCUAGAUAAUUAUAAUUACAGACUCAAAGGAAGAGGGCUCAAUAUUAAAUUAUUGGACCUCAAUGAAAUGAAUUCGGAUAUGUUUACAAUGGAAACUCUCUGAUGAGCAAAUAACAUAAAAACUCAUCCUUGGGUUCAUGCUGUUGGAGAUGAGCUCUUGCAAGUAGCAGAACUCCUCAUUAAAAUUUCUCCGAGAAUUUUAAAUGAACUUAUUUCUUGCAACCAAAAUUGCGAUUUUGAGGCUUUUCCAUCAAUUUCACCCUUCCUCGCAGUAAAGAAACCAGCAAUUGUUAAAUAUACCAAGGUAAAGCCUGAUUUUAAUAUAAAUGUAAUGACAUAUCAAAGGCUGAAAAUUAAAAACAGAAUUUUUAGCUUAUGCCUCAAAGAUGAUGAGUCAUUGAAAUUAAAGUCAAUCUAUGGGAUGAUCGCAGAUUUUGAAAUGGCCUACAGAAAAUUUGAGCAGGAUUUGAUGGUUUUCAUCAUAAAAACAUAUCAACUCACUUCUAAAAAUCUUGAAGAGUCAUAUUAA